UUGUCGGUUGAUAACGCGAUGCGACGGCACUGUGCGCACGUGCGCUGCGCCGCUCUAGCGAAUAACUAUAAUUUAUAAGUUUAUAAGUUCAACUUAUAAGUGCGGUGUGCCGGAUGACUUUUGGGCGUGUGUUUAUUUUUUUUAAUAACGUUCUAGUGUUGUUGCGUGUGAAGGAUUGCUUUUGUGAUUUUUGAUGACAAGGAUAUUUUACUGACUUCUAUCCAAGUGCGAAUUUUUGGCUUGAAAUAAGCUCAGAAGGAUACGUUCGUGUGGUUCUCCGUUAUACGAGUUUUAAAACCCCGCCGCCAAGCUGUCUACCGCAAAUGAGAUUAAAGCCAUUUACCACGUGGAUGCGCUAAUAGGUCGGUGGCGCACGAGCCCGAUGAGCGCGUGCGCAGCGGCCGCCAUGCGCGAAAAGCACGCGGCGCCGCGCCGCCUCGCCUCCCCGCCCACCUCGCCGCACGACCAUGUCUCCAGCCCUCUCGGCUCGCCGCGCGCCGACGAGCCACUCGACCUCCGGGUCACCCACAAGCGCCCGCAGCGUCUCGAAGAUGAGAACUGCAACCUCAUCACGCCCUCGCCGCCACCGCACCCUACGCACCCGGCUCACCCGGCCCAUCCGGCCCUGCUCCAGUUCUGCCGACGGUUGCCUCUGGCGCUGCCGGCGCCUUUCGGCCGCUACCCAUUCUUGCCGGCUGCAGCGGCAACCCUGCUCGCCCCAGGCGCUCCUCGUGCACCACCAGUACCCGCCAGCCCCGGUGCACCGAGAGCACGGGAUCGCUACACGUGCUCGUACUGCGGAAAGGCCUUUCCGCGCAGCGCUAAUCUAACUCGGCACCUAAGAACGCAUACCGGGGAGCAGCCUUACCGCUGUAAAUACUGUGAACGCUCGUUCUCAAUAUCGUCCAACCUACAACGGCACGUAAGAAAUAUCCAUAAUAAGGAACGGCCGUUUAGAUGUCGUCACUGCGACCGCUGCUUUGGUCAGCAAACUAAUCUCGACAGGCAUCUUAAAAAGCACGAAGCUGAAAAUGGCGACGAUAACCGUCGGAGAUCACCUGACGAGACGUACUUUGAAGAGAUCAGGUCAUUUAUGGGACGAGUGGCCCCGGCGCGCCGCGUCGCCGCCGCCGCUAACGCCGCCGACCACACCUGAUAGUGGACCAAUAUUAUCCACCUUUUACUAUAAUCUGGUCGAAACAUCCAAAUGACUCUUGUGUAUACUUUACUGAACUUUUGUUGGUGUGUGUGUGUUGUAUC
Molecule: messenger RNA, 1260 nt
Organism: Cydia amplana
Lineage: Eukaryota; Metazoa; Arthropoda; Insecta; Lepidoptera; Tortricidae
Product: transcription factor hamlet-like
Exons: 3
Coding region: 383-1156 (257 amino acids)
Source: RefSeq, a predicted model, not a curated record